This is a messenger RNA of Neocloeon triangulifer, 3367 nucleotides long. RefSeq names its product vacuolar protein sorting-associated protein 53 homolog (gene Vps53). Gene Ontology annotation, biological process: retrograde transport, endosome to Golgi. The record is from RefSeq and is a predicted model, not a curated record. Bases 173 to 2752 code for a protein of 859 amino acids. Gene Ontology annotation, cellular component: GARP complex. NCBI's taxonomy places the organism in Eukaryota, Metazoa, Arthropoda, Insecta, Ephemeroptera, Baetidae. The transcript has 15 exons.
UCCGCCCACCUCUGGUCUGGACCCCUUCACGUCACUCAGAAAAUCUCACUUUUGCAAAGUUCAAGUUGAAUUGUUUUUGCUGUCUGAUCUCUCACCAAGAACAUUUUAUUUCUUUAAAUUAAAGAUUAUGCGGUGACUGUUUUUGCAUAGAUUUAGUAUUAAAAGCCUCAAAAUGGAACGAGAGGAAGAUUAUUUUGAGGACAUCGAAAGUGCACUGGGAGCAACGUCAAUAAUUGAUUUUCCUGCUGAAGUUCAACGAGCGAUAGAACAGGUUUUGCCCUGCGAGGACCCCUUGGCAAAAUCUGACUUUGAUGCGGUGGCCUACAUUAACACCUUGUUCCCAACCGAGCAAUCCCUGGCCAAUUUAGAUGAGGUCGUCGCACGGAUGGAGCAAAAGAUUCUGAGCAUUGAUGAAGAUAUUAGAACUGUUGUUCGCAACCAGAGUCGAGUCGGAAAGGAUGGAAAAGCAGCUUUAGCUGACGCUCAGAAAGUUAUCGAGCACUUAUUUGUGCAAGUCAGGGAUAUAAAAAUGAAGGCCGAGCAGUCGGAGGCAGCAGUGCAGCAAAUUACACGAGAUAUCAAACAACUGGACUGUGCAAAGCGAAAUUUGACGUCUGCCAUCACUGCCCUGAAUCACCUACACAUGCUGGCGCAAGGGGUUGAAAGUUUAAGACUACUGAUUGAUAAACGAAAGUACGGUGAUAUUGUGAUGCCUCUGCAAGGGGUGCAGCAAGUGAUGGAGCACUUCAAGGACUUCACUGACAUUCCUCAGAUUAGAGACAUGGCCGCUGAGGUUCAAGAAAUUCACAUUCGUUUAGAGAAGCAAAUUGUGUCGGAUUUCCACGAAGCAUUUGAAGGGCCGAACGCAAAACAUUUCACCCCAAACAGGCAGCUUGCUGAGGCUUGUCUUGUUGUUUCUGUGCUUGAUCCAAGAGUCAAAGAGGGAUUGCUGCACUGGUUGUCCGACUUGCAACUGGCCGAGUACAAGCACCUUUUCCACGAAAAUCAGGACUCUGCCUGGCUAGAUAAUAUUGAAAGAAGAUACAGCUGGCUCAAGAAGCACCUAAUGGAGUUUGAGGACAAAUUUGGCCCAAUGUUUCCUCCGACGUGGGAGAUCUCUGAAAGAAUUUCAGUUCGGUUCUGCGAGGUCACUCGGGUUCAGCUGUCUAAUGUAAUGAGUCGAAGAAAACAUGAGAUUGACGUGAAGCUGCUCUUGUUUGCCAUUCAACGAACGACAGCAUUUGAGAAUCUGUUAGCCAAGCGCUUUGUCGGAAUGACUAUUCAAAAAUCUGGCAACAACAAUCCAUUUGAACAAGACGAUCAGCAAGGUUUGAAUCCUUUUGAAGAGGACGUGGCGGCAGGCGGAGAGCUCGAAGCCAUAAAGGCCAAAUCAGCAGCCAAUUUUAACGGAUUGAUUGGGCAGUGCUUCAUCCCUUAUCUGAAUGUCUACAUUGACAGCAUUGACAGAAAUCUUGCUGACCUGAUGGAUCAAUUUGUACAAGAGUUGAAGAUUUCCGCUCCUCCUGUCAUAACAGAAGGCGGAGCUGGCUGCGCGAUUUUGCCAAGUUGCGCUGAUCUUUUUGUCUUUUACAAAAAGUGUUUGCUGCAGUGCACUCAACUGAGCAAUGAACAGCCAAUGGUUGACUUGGCAAAGUUAUUUCAAAAGUACCUUCGAGAAUACGCAAUUCGUAUCUUGCAGAAUGGCUUGCCAAAACUUUGUACAACCAGCAGUUCGUUGAGCAGCAUGACCAAUUUGACUCGAGAUCUGCGAGACUUGUCGUCAGCAGCAGGGAUUAUCCAGAAUUUUAGUAUGUUGUUGAAAGAAGGGGAUCAAGUGACACGAUACACCAAAGAGGAGCAAGCAAAAGUGUGCAGCAUCCUGACCACUGCCGAGUACUGCCUGGACACAACCCAGCAGUUGGAGGAGAAGCUGAAAGAGAGAGUCGAUCCUCGUUUGGUAGCACAGAUCAAAUUUUCUGCCGAACAGGAUAUUUUCCACAACGUUAUUUCAAACUGCAUCCAGUUACUAGUGCAAGACUUGGAAAUUGCCUGCGAACCAGCAUUCACUGCAAUGAGCAAAAUCCAGUGGAACAGCAUUGAAAGUGUUGGUGAUCAAAGUGGAUACGUCACAGCAAUCACGGGUCACCUCAAAUCAACCAUUCCGAUCAUUAGGGACAACUUUGCUUCGUCAAGAAAAUAUUUCACACAAUUUUGCAUCAAAUUUAUCAAUUCAUUCAUUCCGAAGCUUAUCCAGAACAUCUGCAAAUGCCGGCCAUUGUCAACAGUGGGCGCAGAGCAGUUGCUUUUGGACACUCAUAUGUUCAAGACUGUUUUGCUGGAUCUCCCUUCUCUCGGCUCUGCUGUCAACAGAAAACCUCCUACGGCAUUUACAAAGAUUGUCGUCAAAGGUAUGACCAGAGCGGAAAUGAUUUUAAAAGUAGUGAUGGCUCCCUGUGACCCACCAGCAGCAUUUGUGGAGCAAUACAUUAAACUCCUGCCACAGUCGGACACAACUGAAUUCCAGAAAGUCUUGGACAUGAAGGGACUGAGACGACAGGAUCAGACAGCAAUGUUGGAGCUCUUUCGACAAAAUCUUCAGAAGAUCCAAGACUUAUACCAAGAUGCACCAAGAGACGAGCAGCGAGACUUUACGGUAGCCGACUCAAAACCUACAUUGUCAAUGGUAACUAGUCCUGAGCACGAGUCUUCAAGAAUCAAGAAACUGGAAAAGUUGAUCAAGAAGAGGUUGUAAAAAAUUAUUCAGUUACAAAAUUUUCAGUUCAAUUCAUGAGUCUUCCUACUGGUCUUAAAAUGAACCCAUGAUUUAAAGUCCAAUUGAUUGUUUUACACGGAAAAAAAUUUUUAAUUGAAAAAAAUUCUUAUCUAAUUAGAUUUUCUACGAAAUUAUAUAGCGGAUGUUUUAAGAAUCUUGGUGUUAAAUAUUUAAAUUGUUAUUUGUAUGUGCAUAUUUUGAAAAAGAAGUUUCUGCAAUACUACUGCCAAAUUUAGAUCAAUAUGGAAUUAAUUAAAACAAUAAGCACAUAUUGAGUAUGUGGAUGCCUAAAUAUUUGCAUUAAUUAGCAUUUGCCUAGAUAUUUGUAUUCCAAAUAUGUACAAUUCCUGAAAACUUAUUCUCCUAUUAUAUCCAGGGGUUGGUUAAACUAAAAACUCUCAAAUUAAUAUCCGAUAAAUGAGAACCGUUGAAUGUCCUUGAAACCUUUAAAGCUCAUGUAAUUCUUGUAAUGGAGAUUGUUUCGCAACAAUUAAUUGCGAGUAAAUUCUUAAGAAAUUUAAUAUUUCAAUGUUAAUUGAUCAUUCUUUGUCUGCGCUGUCCAUGAGUAAAAAAAAUGAAAUUAUAAUGUGUCAU